GCGCACACCAAGACCAGUUCAGAGCAGCCAGAACAUCGUUCGCGCAGGGAAGACGGAGCUCCAGCUGGAACAUCCAGGGUCCAGCCACUUCCCUCUGUGGGUUUUGAGCCGACAUCAAAUCUGUCCUGGUGCUUGAAUAACCCCAAUACCAAAAUAUGGAGGGGGCCGUGGUGGACAACCUCAUAGACUUCGACUCGCCACCAGAAGGAACAGUGACCUCUGAUCUUGGUCCUCCCAGUGGAGCAGACUUUUUCUCAUCCCCGCCUCUCGUUCCUGAGCCGGCGAGUGAUGUCACUAUGGAGCCACUUCUACCCGAACCCAUGGCCCCCACGCACACGCCCCGUAGAGAAGAAGACAGUGAUGCCACUGAAUCUGCCGACAGCGAGAAUGAGGGCACAGAAUCCCCAUCACACCCGUCCAGCACAAGGCGGUCCUCAUCCUGCUCCAGUCACAGCGCUGAGGAUGCAGAGGAGACGGAGAUACGCGCAUUUAUGAAAACAUAUGUGGCAAAGCUCUUCCAUGGAGGUGAGGACUUUGAUCACGAGGAGAAGGCUCGCUUUGGAGAGCUCUGUACUGGAGACAAUGGGAAAGGCAGGGAAUGGUUCUCCAAAUACGUCAGUGCGCAACGCUGCCACUCCAAAUGUGUGAGCGAACAAACUUUCUACAGGCUGGUGCAGUCUUUCGCUGUUGUUUUAUUUGAAUGUCACCAGGUGGAUGACUAUUGCCCUGCCAAACACCUCAUGACCAUGUGCUUCACAUAUUACUACAUGGGUAAAUCGCAGCUGUCACCCACAGAGCUGCUGGAGAGGCCCAGCGGGGGGAUCGACUCGUACCUGCGCAGUGGAAAGGUCUGGCUCUCUGGGAAGAAGGAUAUUGCAGAGCGGAUGCUCAAAAACACCUCUGCUAAGACUGACGUUAAAGGGUUUUUUGGGGGUCUGGAGAGCAAACUGAGAGGACCCUUGGGCCGAAAGAAUGAAGACACAGACAGGCCUGCCGAACAGAAAGCUAAAACACCAGUUUCUCCCCCUCUGUCUCCGGACAGAAAAGAAGAGGAAAAGAUUUACCUGUACACACACCUCAAACAGCAGCCCAUUUGGCACACUUUGAGGUUUUGGAAUGCUGCAUUUUUCGAUGCCGUCCACAGUGAGAGGAACAAAAGAUCACCGACCACGAGAGAAAAGUGGUGUCAUAUGACCCAGGAGGAGAAAGACGAUAGCUCCAGAUUUAAUGAGAACAUCACCUUUGGCCAGCUUGGAACAUUCACUCAUAACAUGGUGGCUUUUGGGUUAAGCAAGAAACUCUGCAACGACUUCCUGAAGAAGCAGGCAGUCAUUGGAAAUCUGAAUGAAGAGCAAUACAAGCUGCUGUGUGACCACAUUGAGCAGAUGGCAGCAGAGUGAAUAUCCAAACUCUACUGUUCUCAUCAGUCCAGUAUUCCGCAAAUGCCAACACAGAUUUAUCCCUAUUACAACCCCAGAGUCCUACUAACGUCAAGUUCAGAACUGAUGCAAACAAAAUGGCUGGCACAGAUCAACCACAUCCCCUUAAUGCAUCAUUGUCUUCAGCAAAAAUGGUUGGUUUUGUCCAGAUUGGAUCAAUGUCAAACACUAUGCACAUAUUCGGCAACAGCAAUACAACAUACAGCCUUCAAGCAACAUAAAACACAAUUCCAUUAAUAAUUUAUAUGGAGUUUAUGUUGUGUGAGGUGAAUAUGAUGCAAAUCACACACUCGGACCAAUCCAUUAAAAAAAUUCCCUUAAUUUGGUCCAAAACUCUUCUUGCUACUUUUAUGUACAGAAUUCUAGUACUAAAAGUGUCCUUUACGCAAACACGUUGACAUAUAUAAUGAACAAAAAACAGUCUAAAAGUAUCAGUAUUUCAAUAUAUAGCAAUUUCAAGAAAAUCCUCUGAAAUAUAUUAAGGUUUCAUAAUCUAUCAGCUCUUCGAACGUCUCUACUGACCCAAUUCCAUGUCGUAAUUGUAUUUCUGGAUUUGUGUUUUUCCUGUAUGAAGUAAUAAUAGUGUUUGUGACAUCCUCAUACAUUAAAACCAGAACUAUGUCUAUUCCCCUGUUAAAAGUGCCUUUAGUCCUUUAUUAAGAAGUGAUUUUCCCAUUUUAAUGUGUGAGAAAACCUUUGUCAGCAUGCUGUCAUCCUCCCAUGACUCUCGGGGUUAGCGGUCAAAAGUUUGUGCCCCCCUGUUGAUUUGUUGUUUGGAUGUCGCUUAUGGUUCGUGUUCAGAAAUUGAUCAUGCUGCAGCUGUUUUGACGUUGUACAGUGUUGUGUCUUAAACGCAUGGUGUGCAUGCACAUUGUUUACCAUCAACUUACACUCUUGUGCAAUUACAUUUCAAGCCAAUAGAUGGCGACCAUAGCCCUCUGCUUCGUCUGUAGACCAGUGGAGGUGAAUGUCAACCACUGAGUGGGCUCUUUGAGAGUUUGUAUUGAAUCAAACGUCCUCCGUCUGAGGUAAAAGUUAAUAUAUUCGGUUUGUAAAUACAGAUGUUUUGUUCAGGAAGCGCGUGCUAAAUAUUGUUUGGUUGAGGGGAUCGUCAGAUUGUUGGGAAUUUAUUUAUUUGACGUCUGUUUGUGUUGUACAUGAGCGCAUGGUUGUAUCAGGAAUGUGCUGGAUAUGAUUUGGUUCGUCUAGUCUUUGCAUUUCAGAUGAUGAUGUUGAUAUUGUGCUGUCUGUAAAUGUGCAUUCAUCGUAAGCUCAGUGGUCUGCAUUGUAUUUUUUCCCAAGUGCCCUAAUAUUUCCUAUUGAAACGUACCUGGAAACCAGUGAGAGAGGUGUUGUCCUGUCUCUAAUGUGUAAAGUGUUUAUAAUAAAAAUAUAUAUAUAUACAAAUGUAA
This is a messenger RNA of Danio rerio (zebrafish), 2851 nucleotides long. The record is from RefSeq and is a predicted model, not a curated record. Lineage: Eukaryota; Metazoa; Chordata; Actinopteri; Cypriniformes; Danionidae.